AUGACGUUUGCCAAUUCCAUAGAUAAUUCGCGGAGAAGAUUAGCUACAACGAAUGGCGUUAAGCAGACACCAUCAGCACCACCAACUCCUACUCAACUUCGGCAGCCCCUGGGACCGAAGAACAGCUUGGAGUACUGGAAAAAUUCCGUCGAUCAGCGAGGUGUCACAUAUUUUUGGAAUUCUCCAGCGAAUCCCUACUACGGUAUAGAAAGUAUCUAUGCGCAACAGAAGCCGACGUCUUGGCGCAGUGGACGACGACCAGCACCAUUUCCGCUUCAAAUUCCUCCACAGCCACCACUGAAUAAACCACGGACUCAAGUGACCAUCAUGUCACAGGGGAUAUAUCAAAACGUGGCAAAUUCGACGACAAUUCAGAAACCGACGGAGAUGAUGAACACCACCAGCGCCAUUGCGAACGGCAACUUAAAUUCUCCAUCUGACGCUGCCUACGCUCUUAAACGACCUCAACCAUUAAUAUGGUCCGCGCAAACGGAACCACUAAAAGAACUGAGAGCAUUGCCGUCAGUUACUCCUUCAAGUGGCGAGAAGCGAUCAGCUCGGCAAAAACCACGAUGGGGUCGAUUUAUGCAAAGUCUUUGCUGUUGUGUUACACCGCAUAUCGAAAACGGUUCGUAA
Messenger RNA from Angiostrongylus costaricensis, 636 nucleotides. The record is from the annotation of a GenBank genome assembly. NCBI's taxonomy places the organism in Eukaryota, Metazoa, Nematoda, Chromadorea, Rhabditida, Metastrongylidae.